Messenger RNA from Penicillium roqueforti, 1518 nucleotides. RefSeq names its product translation initiation factor 4B. The record is from RefSeq and is a predicted model, not a curated record. Lineage: Eukaryota; Fungi; Ascomycota; Eurotiomycetes; Eurotiales; Aspergillaceae. The transcript has 6 exons. Bases 1 to 1518 code for a protein of 505 amino acids. Gene Ontology annotation, molecular function: RNA binding.
AUGGCUCCCAAAAAUAAAGCCCAGAAGAUGUCUAUGAGCACCUUCUUGGCCGAUGAAAGCCUUGGCUCUUGGGCUGAUGAGAUGGAGGAUAUGCCCCUUCCUUCCCAGCCAUUGACUUCCACCUUCAACCGUCGCCCCGCGGGUGAUUUGGGAUACGGCUCCGCCUCCGGCUCUGGCGGCUUUGAGCGCGAGCGUGGAGGAUAUGCCGUCCGGGAGCCUCUUGAUCUCCCCACACAGCCCCCCUACACUUGCCACGUUGGCAACCUUUCCUUCGAUUCAACUGACGCCGAUAUCUCCGAGUUUUUCUCUGCAUGUGGCGUGACGAACGUUCGUCUCGUGGAAGACAAGUUGACAAAGGCCCCUAAGGGUUUCGGAUAUGUCGAGUUCGAGACCGUCGAGGGUCUGCAGAAGGCUCUGGAUCUCUCUGGCUCGUCUUUCCAGGGACGUUCCAUCCGUACCAGUGUUGCGGAGCCUCCCAAGGAAUCUCGCCUGGAGGGCAAGGAUCUUGACUGGUCCCGACGUGGUCCCCUCCCCGACCUUCCCCAGCGACGUGCGCCUGAGCGCUCCAGCUUCGGACGUGGUAUGGAUGCCGGCUCCGAUGCGGGUAGCGACCGCGGUGGCCGCCGCAGCAACUUUGAGUCCGACGGAAAGCCCCGUGACUUCAACAACUGGGAGCGCAAGGGACCCCUUUCGCCCUCUGCCGGUGGCCCGCCCCGCGAGGGUGGCCGAGAGCACAGCAACGACGGACCUGGUUCCAGCUUCCGGAGAACCGAGGCCGCAUGGGGUGAGGGACGUUCCCAGGACGAGGGCUCGCGCCCUCCCCGCCCCGAGCACGUUCGCCCCGAGCCCACACCUACUGCUGCCGAUAUGGACAACCAGUGGCGCGCCAGAAUGCGCCCCGACGAAACCCCCAAAGAGCCUAUCACCCCCGCCUCCCCCUCUGCUACGCCUGCCGCUCCUGCUGCCCCUGCUAGCCGCCCCAAGUUGAACCUGACGAAGCGCACCAUCUCAGAUAACCCCGCCCCCACUCCUACCUCAGCCAGCAGCGACUCUAAGGCUAGCCCCUUCGGUGCCGCUCGCCCCAUUGACACCGCUACCCGUGAGCGCCAGGUGGAGGAGAGACGCCAGCUUGCCCUCCGCCAAAAGCAGGAAGCUGCCGAUAAGGCUAAGGCUGAGAAGGCCGAAAAGUUUGCUGAGAAGCAAAAGCAGGCUAAGGAGGCAGCCCCUGCCGUGGAGCACAACGGCAAGGAUGCCAUUGAGACCCCCAAGGGAGGUGGCAACUUUGAGAUCCUCCAACGGGCCGGUGAGGAUGGCGAAGAGGUGGCCACCGAAAAGGAGACCGAGGAGACGCCUGCCGCUCCUGUCGAAGCCAAGAAGGCGUCUGCUAACGGCUGGAGAGCCCCGGCCCCUGAGGCUGGUGCUGCUCCUGCUGCUGGCGGUGACGACGAGGGAUGGAGCACGGUCAGUGUUAACAAGCGCAACAACCGCCGUGGACAGACUGGUCGAGGAUUCGCAUAA